This is a messenger RNA of Lizanozyma spartinae, 930 nucleotides long. Its product is annotated as 3-methyl-2-oxobutanoate hydroxymethyltransferase. The transcript has a single exon. The record is from RefSeq and is a predicted model, not a curated record. Gene Ontology annotation, cellular component: mitochondrion. Gene Ontology annotation, biological process: pantothenate biosynthetic process. The coding region runs from base 1 to 930 and encodes 309 amino acids. NCBI's taxonomy places the organism in Eukaryota, Fungi, Ascomycota, Pichiomycetes, Serinales, Debaryomycetaceae. Gene Ontology annotation, molecular function: 3-methyl-2-oxobutanoate hydroxymethyltransferase activity; magnesium ion binding.
AUGUGGACAAAGGUUCGGGGUCUGGGUUUAAUGUUGAUAGGAAGAAGAUUCUCUUCUCAUAAGACACAAUCCAGAAAGACAUUAGUUGAUAUCCAUAAAUUGUACGGCAAUAAGACUCCGAUUCUGAUGGUUACAUCUUACGACUAUAUUACAGGGAAAUAUGCUGCUUCUGCCGGAGUAGAUAUCAAUUUAAUUGGUGAUUCGCUUGCGAUGACUUGCUUGGGAUACGAAGACACCAAUCAAUUGCCUUUUGAAGAGUUUCUUUACCAUGUUAAGGCGGUGGAAAGAGGUGAUAAACAAUCGUUUAUUGUAGCAGAUUUACCCUUUGGUACAUAUGAAGCCUCUCCAGAGAAAGCAUUGGAGACUUCAGUUCAACUAAUCAAGGAAGGAAGAAUUCAAGCUGUUAAACUUGAAGGAGGUCAUCCCUCAAUGAUUUCCAACAUCAGUAAGAUUAUUGAUUCGGGGAUACCUGUUAUGGGACAUGUUGGGUUGACACCUCAAAGACACAAUGUUUUAGGUGGAUUCAAAUUACAGGGAACAGAUACCAACCGUGCUUUACAAAUUUAUGAAGAAUGUGUUCUGCUUCAGAAAGCUGGUUGCUUCGCAAUUGUCCUUGAAUGCAUACCGAACAGAUUGGCCGAGUACAUUACCAGUAAAUUAAGCAUUCCUACUAUAGGCAUAGGGGCUGGACCUCAUUGUUCAGGUCAAGUUUUGGUGAUGGCAGAUUUAUUAGGAAUGUUAGAUGAUGAAAGUCAUCCUCCAGCUAAAUUUGUUAAAAAGUAUGCUAGCUUCAGUUCUGAGGCAGUCAAGGCAAUUCAACAAUACAGAUCUGAUUUGAAGGGAGUAUUUCCACAGGAAGACAUUCAUGGAUAUAAGAUGAAACGUGAUGCCCUCUUAGAGUUUAAGAGACAAGUUGACGACCGUUCAUGA